CUAACCCUAAAGAAACAGCUUUGGACUGUCGUUCCAGAUUUUGGCGGUGGUGGUCGCAGGAAUAUUGCUAGGUUGUAGUAGUUUGCCCAGAGAGAUUGAAUUUAGGGACCAUAUUUGAUAUUUAACCGUCUAACUUGUUCCUUCUUUAUUGUUCAAUUUCGUCCGACUCGGUUUGACUGAAGAAUCCAGAAACCCUAACCCCAAUAGCUGAUAGCUAGCGCCUCCUUCAAUCUCUCCCCUUGAAUUCCUAAUGGACAGGAAACUUGAAACUUCCGAGAAAAAGGUUCUUGUUGAAAUCGUGAAGUUAGUUCAAAAGCGAGGACUGGAAGGAACACAAGGAGGAUGGAAGGAGUUUUUGAAAACUUAUGACAAAAAGUUUGGUGCUUCUUUGAGUGAUCCUUCGAAGCGGUCCAAUGAUGUCUUAGUAUCGUUUCUUAAGACAUUUACUAAAGAUGACGAUUUGGAACUUUUCUCUAGAGUUUUGCAAAGUCAUUUAAAUAGGAACAGAGUUGAACAAUUUAGCAAACAAUCUCGGGACAAUGAAACCCCUGAGCAGAAUCUUGUUCGUUUAACUCUGGAACACCCACAAUAUCUGAUUGAUUAUGCAUUCCCGAUAGUUGAUGAGGGAUGGAUUGUUAUCAAGCCCCCUAAAAAAUCCCGGGCGCUGAAGUCCAAUGUGAUGAUUGCUGUUGACUGUGAAAUGGUUCUCUGUGAUGAUGGAACUGAAGCAUUAGUGAGAGUUUGUGCUGUAGAUCGUGAUUUACAGGUCAAAAUCAAUGAACUUAUAAAACCAAACAAAGCAGUGGCUGAUUAUCGGACUGAGAUUACUGGAGUAGCUGCAGGAGACUUGGAUGGUGUUACUUGUUCAGUAGCUGACAUACAGAAAUCCCUGAAGAAGCUUUUAUCUAAUGGAACUAUUUUAGUGGGACAUGGUUUGCACAAUGAUUUGCAAGUGUUAAAGAUAGACCAUGCAAGAGUGAUUGACACAUCCUAUAUCUUCAAAUAUUUGGAUGCACCUAUCUAUAGAAAACCAUCUUUGAAUAACUUGUGCAAGUCCGUACUGGGAUAUGAAGUUCGAAAGCCUGGUGCUGCUCAUAAUUGUCUAGAUGAUGCAUGUGCUGCAAUGAAACUAGUUCUUGCUAAGCUAGAGCGUGGUGAAAUUACCCUGGUUCCAGAUGUAUCUCAACCUGAAAGGGAGAAGCUACUACUCCACAGAAUACCAGUCUAUGUUCAUAGAGAAGAAAUUUCCAAAGUCAUUCCUGGAGCUGUUGCGAUUGAAGUAAAGCCAACUAAAAAGCUUCAAGGUCGCCAUUACUCUGCAAUUGCUAUCUUUAGUAGUCCUCAAGAAGCAAACCAAGCAUAUGAAAAUAUGGAAGGCAAUGAAGAAAAGGAUUCGCAUGGACUACCACAGAAACUUGUUAGCUUUCAGUUUGGCGAUGGAUCAACUGCUAGUUUAUACAUCCGUAAAAUGGCACAGGAAGAUUCUCACCGUGAAGUUUUGUCGAAUAAAAGAGCAUUCGAGGGCGAGGAGACAUCGAUUGAAUCCAAAAAGCUGAAGACGGAUGAGAAAAUCACGAAGAAAGUUAUGGAAGAUAACAGUCAACUUGAUGAUCACUUAAAAGAGAUAGAACGAUUGAAGCAAGAACUGCAGGAGAAAGAUGCUAAAAUUGUGUUGCAGGAUAAGAUGAUAUCUAACCUUCUAAAGAAGGUUGAAGAAAUGAAAAAGGUUCUUAAUAAAAGGAAAUAGGUCAUGCAGUAGUGUUUUUACAGUCACUUUUUGGUACACGAUUUUACAAUCUAUUAACCCCAACCUGGUUCAAGUGUCAUGUUCAGUGUUGUUUUGGUUAGGAACACCGUGUCUUUUGUCCUUACUUUCAGUAAUGCCUCAGCAAAGUCGUGCUUACUCUACUGCUCAGAAGAGACCUAAAGUAACCUGAUUCUUUUGAAAGCUAGAUCUCAAGUUACUUGGCCUGUGUCUAUAGGCCUAAGCACGAUACUCUGUACUAUUUUGUCUUCAUUCUAUACAAAAGCUGCUCUAUGUCUAGAAUUUGCUGCAA
Messenger RNA from Gossypium raimondii (Peruvian cotton), 2057 nucleotides. RefSeq names its product small RNA degrading nuclease 1. The record is from RefSeq and is a predicted model, not a curated record. Gene Ontology annotation, cellular component: nucleus. Gene Ontology annotation, molecular function: exonuclease activity; nucleic acid binding. The transcript has 12 exons. Lineage: Eukaryota; Viridiplantae; Streptophyta; Magnoliopsida; Malvales; Malvaceae. Bases 251 to 1747 code for a protein of 498 amino acids.